Messenger RNA from Colletotrichum orchidophilum, 162 nucleotides. RefSeq lists its product as uncharacterized. NCBI's taxonomy places the organism in Eukaryota, Fungi, Ascomycota, Sordariomycetes, Glomerellales, Glomerellaceae. The transcript has a single exon. The record is from RefSeq and is a predicted model, not a curated record. The annotation marks the transcript as partial.
GUGCAACCUUCUUUUCGAGCCGCUAGCCUAUCCAACGCCCGCUUGUCGAUCAGUCUUGGUUCUGGCUCAGCCAUUCGUUCCGGGACAUCUUCGUGGUCCCCGACUAGGGCAAGGCUGUUAUGGCUUCGGGGCGGAUUUGCAGAGGACAAGGAUCAACACUGA